Messenger RNA from Aureobasidium pullulans EXF-150, 2250 nucleotides. RefSeq lists its product as uncharacterized. The coding region runs from base 152 to 2008 and encodes 618 amino acids. The transcript has 3 exons. The record is from RefSeq and is a predicted model, not a curated record. Lineage: Eukaryota; Fungi; Ascomycota; Dothideomycetes; Dothideales; Saccotheciaceae.
AGUGACUACCGCAAGUGUUGAGAUUACUCGAGGUGUAUCUAGCUCGUGUCUUCUCUCACUAUCCUCUAGGUUCCUCGGUGCCUCUUCCUAGGCUCUUUUCUUUGUCCAAAUAUCUGUCUACCACCGGAAUACCCGUUGACCAUCCACCACAAUGGACCAGGUACCUGAUUCUUGUGUACAAUCUAUUGCAUGUUCGUGCAGUGCAUCUUCUGGUGCUCAUUGCUGCAAGGAGAACCAAGAUGAGUAUCAGAGCACUGGUCCGACACAACCACUCAUCUGUCCGUCUCCUAAAGGACUAAACAAACCUGCUGUAUUUUCGCAAGCUGAGCCAAAUCACAGACGCCAUCACCUAGGACUUUCAGGAUUGAUGGAGCAGGAAGUGGCGGCAUGGUACAUCGAAAUCUUUUCCUUGCUUUGCAGUGUUAUCAGCGCAAUCUUCAUCGUUGUCUUACUUGGCAUCUAUGAUGACACUCCGCUUGAAAGUUGGGAAUUCUUCUUCUCUAUCAACACAGUCGUAUCAACUCUUGGAGUGGUACUCAGAUCAACACUCCUCAUGGCAGUUUCUGCGGCUCUUGCCCAGGGAAAAUGGACGUGGUUUCGACGAAAGGGUGGCCCACUAGGACUCUUCGAAAGGAUCGAUGCUGGAAGCCGUGGAUCUCUUGCUAGUUUCGAGCUUAUAUUGCACAUGCGUGGCAAACACCUUGUAUCCUUGGGAGCAUUGGUCAUGGUACUGGGUUCUUUGAUUGGUCCGUUUCUACAGGCCAUCAUCUCUGAUGUCGGGCGCCUUAUCGACGUUGAUGCGUACGUUGGCAAUGACAUGAAUGCUGCUAUUGGCAAUUCAAAUUUCUUCGACGGUGGUACUUUGACUGUUAGCACGUACGCAGCCAGGUAUGCGAAGGUCGCAACCUUGCCUGACUUUGCAAUAGCCGCUGCAUUGUAUGAUGGAUUGAACGAGGCAAUAACGGGCAGGUAUCAAAACGUGUCUGUCACGUGCAUGUCUGGUAACUGCACGUGGGGCGAACAUACAUCCCUGGCGAUACGAAGCACUUGCUUUGAUAUCUCCAGCCACCUGGAAGGUACGCACAUGGAACAGCCAAAUGGUACAACCACAUCGUCUUGGACAACAGACAACUCGGCCACGUGGAUGGAUUGGACGCUAGAGCAUCUCAAUUUGACCCUUUCGAACACGGCUGCUAAAUGGCGAGCAGCCAACUAUGUUUCUGUUCUGCAAGCAGCAGUGGUGGCUGAUCCAAAUCUGACUCUCAACUUCAACGACUCGCAAACAUUACUCGCUGCAUUCACCACCAUCCGAGCUGAUGAUAGUUCUGUUCUAGGCAGCGCCGAUUGGGAUGCUGCACCAGCUUCAGCCAUGGAAUGUGGUUUGGAGCUGUCCUUGAACGUCUACAAUUCUUCCAUGGUCAACAAGGUUCUCAUUGAGCACAUCGUGGCAAGCGCUUCCCAGCGACUGCCUAAAUCGUGGCUUCCUUUACCAGAUUUCAACCAGGAUUCUCUGCACCCUAAUGGGCUUGGAGUCGAUCAAGGAACCUCGGAAUGGAAUCCGGUAUUCCAUCCCACCUUCUUAUACCGUGACGACUUUGCGCUAGACUCUGCUGCGCUACAACAGAAUAUCACAGCCCCGUUCAAGAUCACUCAAAAGAGCAUACAGAGCACAGUGGACUUUUUGACGUCAUUGAUACAGCAAGACAGCAACAACGGAACUGUAAAAGCGGUGACACAAGGCGACCAGCCCGCACUCUACAUCUAUGGCAGCCCUUUCACUCUAUUACUGUUCAACCUGACCGACACCAACGCAACAUUCAAUGCCAUCGCAAGGAGUUUGACUACCGCGAUUCGUGACUUAGGAACGAGUCCGAUGCUUGGUACUACUCAGCAGUGGAUCAGAUAUUACAAAGUUCGGUGGGCCUUUCUGGUUCUGCCAUUAUCACUGAUUUUAGGUGAGUCGUCGACCACCAAAGUGAUACUAAAUCUUGUAUUAACACAACCCUAGCCGGAACGACUUUCUCCAUACUCUCAAUAGUGGACACAUACCGAGCGCAAGUCCCCAGCUGGAAGGCCAACAGCAUAGCCACAAUGGUACAUGGACCUGACGAGAAGCUCCAACGAGUACUACGCGCCAAGAACCAUGUCCAUUGUCUAGGUAUGACUGGCGAGACAGAAGUCAAGCUCGAAUGUUUCCCUGAAGGAUAUGCACUCACCGCCGGACAACAAUCAGCCGCCAAGAUUUCACGG